Molecule: messenger RNA, 5544 nt
Organism: Fukomys damarensis (Damara mole-rat)
Lineage: Eukaryota; Metazoa; Chordata; Mammalia; Rodentia; Bathyergidae
Gene: CUNH3orf18
Product: chromosome unknown C3orf18 homolog
Exons: 5
Coding region: 298-762 (154 amino acids)
Source: RefSeq, a predicted model, not a curated record
CCGCUCGGCGCUCUGCCACUAGCUCUGACUGUCCAGGGAGGGCGGACUUCAGGCGGAUCUGUCGCCCCCGCGCCGGGCCUGGAUGUCUCUCCCGCCCUAGCCUCCCCGCCUGUGGCCACCACCCCUAGCCUCUCUCAAUGAGCUCGGAGUCCCGGAGAGGAUUAAGGCCUGGAAACACAGGGGGACUCCCUUUAUCAAGGAGGCCACCACACGUGGCAAGAGCCACAGCCUGGGGCACUCCUGAUGUCAGAAGUAAGUGGGCAGGUUGACUGACCACAGACAUCUCUGAGAAUCGGCAUGAACUCCAGGAUCCCAUCUGCUCGAAGCUGGUUCAGCAGUCAUCCACCCACCACUGAGCCUGACCUGGAGCCUGCCACUGAUGGACCCACCUCUGAGACUCUCAGCCCAGAAGCCACAAGCUUCAAUAACACUAGAAUCCAUGACACAGCUAGUGGUGCAGCUGGUGUGGGUACUAUGCUUCUAUCCUUUGGGAUCAUCACGGUGAUUGGCCUGGCUGUGGCCAUGGUUUUCUACAUCAGGAAGAAGAAGAGGCUGGAGAAACUACGCCACCAGCUCAUGCCUAUGUACAACUUUGAUCCCACGGAGGAGCAAGAUGAACUGGAGCAGGAGCUGCUGGAGCAUGGGCGGGAUGCGGCCUCUUUACAGGCCAUGCAAAGCAAGAGCACUCUUCCUUCCCAGGGCCCUCUGCAGAGGCCCAGCCGACUGGUGUUUACUGAUGUAGCCAAUGCCAUCCAUGCAUGAGUGGCCUGAGAUCAGGCCUGGACCUCUGAUAAAGACACCUGCCACAGCACCCACAGAGCCACCCACUACCUGAUUGUCAAGACUGUUCUCAGGACCUGCCCUGUCAAGACAGGAAAAGGCUGACCAGCCCCAGCUGUUCUGCGGACUCACCUGCUGACUCUUCAGGCUGCCCGUCUGGCCACUGACCUCUCCUGACCCAAUAGCCCUGACAUGGAGGACAUCCUUCCUACUAGGCAGAUCCAGAACUACUGCUGGCUUCCUUGUCUCCUGGCCGCACCCCUCACAUCAAGGCCUGCUGCUCUAAUGUGGAAGAAAUGGGGAGAAGGCUCCCCUUUGUCAAGGAGAGACCUGGUUUCUUAAAUCUGGGACUUCCUUUGGGUUGAAAGAGGCCACAACCCAGGUCACGGAGACGGGGUAGGACAGCACCUGUUAUAGGCCCUGAGAGGCCCAAGAUGGAGCUGAAAUUUCCCAGUAGGCAAGAUGCCAGGAGAAGAGCUGCUCACACCCACGUUCCAUCAAAAUUACAGAGUACCCAUGAGGUCUCCCAGCCACCAAUCCCCAGUAGACAGCUGUUUUCUGGGCCUGAAGAAGGGUGGAAACUGAGGGAAAAGGAAUUGGGGGGGAAGGACGUGGAGGGAUGUAGCCCUGAGGCCUACUGAGAGGCUUCGUGUACAAACACUAUUGGGCCCACAAAGCAGACACAUUCCCGCCCUAGCACAGGGUUGAGUGGCAGCAUGGAGACCUCUGCAUUGGUUCCAUCCUCCAAGCCUACCUCCAUGCCAUGGUAUGCAGUGGGGCAUCAGGGUAGGCCACUUCCUCUGACUUCUGCAAUCAGGAGUGACAAGGAAGAGGGAAGCAAGGCCAGAUUCUGUCAUCCACUGCAUUUCUUCAUAUCAGGAUCUGGGGAUGGUCCUAGGCUGUAGGCUAGUGGGGAAAUUCCUUCUACCUAAAAUGGGGUCCCUUUGGGGAAAAGAAUUUAAGAAGCCUAGUCUAUGUUUUAAUCUUCCCACAUCUGUAUGGGAAGAUCUCAUUGUGUUUGUUGAGUGGGGAAGGUCUCUGUACUUGGCCUCCUCUUUAGCAUUGGAAGGUGGCAGCUGAUGCCAGUGGCAUCUGGGCUGGGCAUUGGGCAGGAUAGUCCUCAAGGGCUGGGAGUGCAUGUACUCAUGAAUGUGCACAGAGGCAUGUCCCUAUACCCUGACUCACCACCACCACUGUUCUCCCCUGCUUGGAAGGGACAUAGGGCGGCACAAACGGAUCUUCCAUUGGACAAAUGCCACACAUCAGGAAAUGACAGCCUAGGAAGCCCUGUGGGGAAGGUUCUCAAUUUAUUCCCUCCUCUAGAUGCUAUAAAUACAUUAGCACUGGAGGACUGUGAGUAAUUUAGGAUGCACAAAAAGCUGUAAUUUAACUCACAGUAUCUCUACGUGAGAGCAUUAAAGAUGUAAUUAAGAUGUUUACAUGAAGAGAGUGCAGCCUGUGACACUGGGGGUAUGAAACCUCAGAAGGGGACCUGAUGAGGAAGGGACUGUGGGAGGCCUGGGGGUAAUCACUUGGAUCCCAGAUAUAAGGUAGCAGUCCUUCAUCUGUCUGAGAAAAGGCUUCUGGCCCCGAGUUCAAAUUCAGGGUCUUGGAUCUCAGCUGUGGAUUGGGGUCACAAUGCCUUCCACUUCCUGGGCUGGAGAAGACCUUGUGAGACCAAGGGAGGGAGGAGGAUUCAGCCUCAAAGACAGGGUUAGGAGUAGGGGUGGUUUGACACCUUGGAGUCCCCAGAAGCUGAGUCAAACACAAAAGGGAACAAAGUAACAUGGCCUUCCCUGGAGCACAAGGGCACAGGGUAUGGGUAAGGGCUGAGAAGCCAUAGGGUUGUGUGUGUAGAACUCACCUGUGAGAUUCAGAAAGUUUUGGAGAAGAAUGACACUAGGAUGACCUUCCUGGUUUUGGUACUGAAAUUUCCACAAGCCAGGACUCAACUGAGGUUCCAGAGAGCUGAGCUUCAGACUAAGUUGGAAAUAAGGUGUGUGUGGGAGGCCCCAGGCCUAUGAUGGGGAGGGAACUGCUGGACAGGGCCUCAGAUAAAGCUGAGGACCAGGCACCCCUUGGGCUGCCCAUAUGAAUCACAACUAGGCCUGGCAGUGACAGCCUUGUUCUUGGAAAGGCAUCUCCUUCCCUUAGCAGACUGGCAGGAUCUCUGAGCGGCCUAGAAUGGAGGGUAAGCUGUGUGUUCCACCCUGCUGGGUAGCCCCUCAGUUCAGGAACAUGAGCGCUGCAGAAGACUUGGUGUCUGACGAUCCUCAAGGAACAGGGAUCCUGAAGCAAGGCUGGCAUGAAGGGGUCUCCAGAGGGGCAUACCCUUCUUUCUCACUGCCUCAGACCCUUUCCCUGAUGGGUGGACCUGGCUAGGGGAUAGACACUGGGCUGCCAUCACUGUGGGCAGUUACCUCCUCUUCCCUUCUAUCUACUUUGUAUUUUCUAGCUUUUCUUCUCCACACUAGUGGAAAACCAAAUUACCUUUGAAUAUGGAAUUGAUAAAUAUUGGGGUGAAAGGCUUGAUGGGUUUGGCCUCAAGCCUGGGGAACUGACCAGGGCUCUCCUCAAUGCCCUCUGCUAGGAAGAUAGGUGAGAUGGGCUACCCACUGUUAAGGCUUCUGCAGUUAACUGUUGCUUGAAGCCCUCAAAAGGUCCCCUGCUCCCCCACCUACACACACAUGCACAAGCGCGCACACACAUGCUCUUCUGUGAGUGAAAACCUCUGAUAGCAGUCAGGGCUUCAGGCCAAAGGCAGCGGUAGUUUGUUGUGUACAACAUCAUCAAAGGAGGGUAACCUCUAAGCCUGGCACAGUAGUGUAUACAUGGUAGUGUCAUGGAGUACUCUGGGAAGCUAAGGCAGGAGGAUCAUAAGUUCAAGCCCAGCCUGGACAAUUUAGCAAUUUGGCAAGAUCCUGCCUCAAAAUAAAAAAAUUUAAAAGGCCUGGAGGUGCAUGAAGGUCCUGGGAGGGUUCAAUCCCCAAUACUGUACUGGGGCGGGGAGGCCAUCAUCUUGUUUAAUAUGGUAAAAUGUCACCUUCAAGCCAAAGUGGACAAAGCAGUGCCAUCACCUGGCAGCACGCAGAGUGGGACACUUCCAGAAUGUAGAGGAAAGUGGUAAUGAGGAGAGCCCAGAAGCUCCAGCAGUGUCUGAUCCUGCCAUGGACUCCUUCCAGAGGAAUGAGCUCAGUAACACAUGAGCUCAGUACCACAGCCCAUCGGUGAGCCAACCCACACCUGCAUUUCAUCCUAGACUGGAGAAGACAUCAAGUAGGGGGAAAGAGGAGUGUGGGGGUACUGUGUGUAGGUAUUAUAUUUCUGUCUACAUACAUCUGUUUGCAAAAGGAGGCAGGCAUGGGGCUGGGUAUGCCUGGGUGGUCAGAGGCUGAGACAGAUACCCCUCACCUAUCCUGUGCAUCUGUGCCCCUCAGCAGGUCUCAACACAGAGGACCAUGGCUGAGGCUAUCUGGGGAAACCCUAAGACAGGCUGAGCAGCUCUAUCACCCUGGCCUCUGAGGGCUCAGGAUGGGGACAGUGGCAUCUAUGGCUGCACAGAGCACACUCAGUGGACAUACUAAGAAGUGAACAAGAAGUGUGUGAGCAUCACGUGUGUAGGGAGGGGAGGGAGGAAGAAGAAAGCAGGUGGACCAAGCAGGACAAGACCAGGCUGCCAUCCCAUGUAGGCCUGGAUUUGCCCUUAGCAUGCUCUCCUUCCUAUUCCCAGAACUCCUCUAUAGUGUCCCUAUGGUGUCCACAUCCCAGGGCUUUUCCUGCAGUAGCAAAACAGGACAACUAUCACUGCUCCCCGGAGACACCUGUGUAUUUCACACACACACACACAUACACACACACACACACACACACACACACACACACACACACACUCCUGAGGGAGGGAGAUGAGAGCAGCAGUUUGUAGGGAGGGAUAAGUGGUCCAUUCCAGAGGUAAAUCCAGAGUGAGACCCUCCAUCCAGGAAACGGUCUGUGGUAGGAUCAGAGGACCAGCUGGCACUGAGUGCUGUGUCUGAAAAGGGAGUUUCCUUUUCCCAACCUCUGUCCUUGAAAGGAGUGUAUCAAAGACCAUUCCCGGACAGGUGAGGAAUCCCUACUUCUCAAAUCCCUCCACCCAGCUCCAUGAGCACCUUCUCUCUCAGGGUUAAGCUGAAAAGGUGACACUGUGGGAUUCUGGUCUGAUCCAUGAGUGUGGCAAAGCCUGAAAUUUCUGUGUGAGCUGGGUGGUCAUGGAGGAACGUGGGUCUGGAAUGUGGGCCUGGAAUGUCUGGAGAUCCCUAGCCUCAGGGUUUCUCUGGCUGAUGUUACAGAGUUUGAAUCUGUGGACAGAGAGGAGAGUAGAGAAGCAUUUUCUCCUACACAGUGGGUUUCAAGGCCUUCCUCAAUAAACCAGACACAGCUCAAUCCACAGCUGGAGUUGGACGAGGGCCUCUGAUCCAACAGGAGGGACAGACAAAGCUGGGGCUUGUAUACCCUCUUGCUGGCAACAUGCUAUGACUGGAAACAGGGCAGGUAAGGAGCUGUCUCCUGAGCUGGAGCCACUGGCAUGGAAGGCCCAAAAACCCCUGGCCUUAAGCUACUUUUAUGGGGACUGUUAUGGCUUAUAUCUAGAUGUCCCCCAAAGCUUCAUGCACUUGCAUAUAGGACUUUUGGGAAUGACUGGAUUGUGGAUGUGUGUUGAUGGAUUAGUCCACUGAUUGGUUUAGCAUAGUUCUGGGUGUAAGUGAUGGACUUACUGAAGAGGGA